AUGGCAAAGUCCAGCCACAGCAAGAUAGUCUGUGCUACGCCUCACAACGACGCCCAGCGAAAAGUUACAAAGCCUCCAAUAAAGGGCAAGGCGGCCCCGAAACCAACAAGCAAUCGGCAUAUGAAGGGCUGGGUACAUGAGGAGGAUUCUCCCGACUUGUCUAACAUCAUCAUCGGUGACCCCAAGGACCCCAAGAACAUCAUCCAUGGCAAAAGGACGCGGAAUGGCUCUCACAUGAGCGAGUCACAGCUAGGGAAAGCUACAAAUCCGAUCACUCUACCAGACGACGACAAUAUAUCAAUUCAGACAGCAAACGCCCAUGCAGCGUCUCCCACGGCGUCCCGCAAACACAAAGAUAGAGCAUCUACAAUUUCCGUCGAGGAACCCGCGGAUGCCACGGAAAGUGAUAAUGAGCGACUAGCCCAAGCCGAAGAGGACAACAGUCUCGCUACAGAAGAACAAAUGUCACCUAAAAAACUCAGCCGUAACAUUCUGGCUCUCAUCAGCCAUUCUUUGCAGAUCGCCGAGGACGUGUCGGCAUACAUGCAACAUACUAUCGGCCACGAGGUACAUGCACAGGAGCUAGAACGCGAUGUGGAAAAAGUAUUGACUGGCCGGGUGAAGAAGAGGAAGAGCAGUAAGAAUGUCAGAUUUGUGGCCUGA
Molecule: messenger RNA, 663 nt
Organism: Alternaria novae-zelandiae
Lineage: Eukaryota; Fungi; Ascomycota; Dothideomycetes; Pleosporales; Pleosporaceae
Exons: 1
Coding region: 1-663 (220 amino acids)
Source: RefSeq, a predicted model, not a curated record